Messenger RNA from Diachasmimorpha longicaudata, 656 nucleotides. It is a transcript of the gene rtv, whose product is annotated as retroactive. Gene Ontology annotation, biological process: regulation of synaptic transmission, cholinergic; sleep; positive regulation of voltage-gated potassium channel activity. Bases 167 to 592 code for a protein of 141 amino acids. The transcript has 3 exons. NCBI's taxonomy places the organism in Eukaryota, Metazoa, Arthropoda, Insecta, Hymenoptera, Braconidae. The record is from RefSeq and is a predicted model, not a curated record.
AGACACAAAGUGAAAGGCCUCCAGAGUGGAGCGCUGAAUGUCCGGUUUCUGAAGAAGGCUCAGUCGGCACUUCAACAUGGCUGUGCGCUGAAUGGUUUCUCCAGUACUUGUCAAAAUUUAAUUCAAGGAUUCCAACGAGUCAAAAUUCUUUUCAAUUCCCUCGAAGAUGGAGAACAAACGGAUCUUUUGCACUUUGGUGGUCCUCUCUUGUCUAGGAAUAAGUGUCAAUGGUGCACUACGAAGAUGUGUCGAUUGCCGAUCGAGGGGUGAGGGAGGAUCCUGCAAGGAUCCUUUCACGAUGAAUGCGACGAUGAUUGAGAGUGAGCCUGGUGUUGACGUUGUACCAUGUGCAUCAGGAUGGUGCGGAAAAGUUAUAGAAUCGCCUAAUUUGAAUAAUGAAUACGGUACAGCAACGCAAAGAAUGUGCCUCCAGCGCGGACCUGACGAUGGUGAAGAGAGAUGUGCCUACACAAUAAAGAACUACAAAAAAGUCUGGAUGUGCUUCUGCAACGGUGACAUGUGCAACAACGCCAAUUCCAUCAAGAUAUCCGGAUUAUUUGUAUUCAUAGCGAGCCUUAUAGUGAUGCGGUGAAGGGCAAAAGACUGUAUAUUUUUAUGUAAAUAAUAGAAGGAUAUGACUAAUGCAAGUACAAAAA